Molecule: messenger RNA, 2851 nt
Organism: Spirodela intermedia
Lineage: Eukaryota; Viridiplantae; Streptophyta; Magnoliopsida; Alismatales; Araceae
Source: the annotation of a GenBank genome assembly
AUGGGAAAGCAGCAGAGCCCGCCGAAGAAGGUGAGCCUGGGCAAGGGGAAGGUGACCCCUGUGCAGAUCGCCUUCAUCGUCAACAGGUACCUCGCCGAGAACAAUUUCUCGACCACCCUCGCGGCGUUCCAGUCCGAAGCCGCUGAGCUCUUCGCGAAGACCAGGGCGAGGGAGGCACCCAAGGGGCUGCUCAGUUUGGCGGACAUUCUAGACGAGUACAUCACUCUCAAGGAGCAAAAGAUCAUCGUUGAACAAGAGAAGCAGCGGGUAGAGGCUCUGCUGCGGGGGAUUAAUGGUGCCAUGCAUGCUUACCAUUGCGCCACCAGCGGAGUCCAUACACCCGCAUCUCCUCCCCUGCCAUCGUUCCCGAUGUCGCCUGUUCCCCCGCCUACGCCCGGUGGAGUGGCGGUUUCCACGGGUCUCACCGUCCCUACGAACAGAUCUCUACCAGGUAACGUGAGUGCUUGGGUUGACAGUGAAGAGCGUCACGAUUUCUGGUUGUACACCAGUUGUUCAUCAUCCACGAAUUACCAUUCUAUCGUCAAGUAUGCCGUGUUGUAGAAUAUCAAACGUCUGAGAUUUUUCUACGUUUUUUUUUUCCCCUAAUACAGUUUACGUUCUGUCAUCAAGGGGAAGAAACCUGAUAAUUUAUUAGUGUCAAUGUUCAAAUCCGCAUCUGGAACGUUCUGAUUAGUAGAACUAAAUCUGUAGUGACUUUGAUUUCUCAAGGGAUCUUGUACCAACUCGUAAUGAAUUGGAGGCCGAUCAGUGGCUCUAGUAAUUUUGAGCACCGGCAUUAUUAAUAUUAAUUUGAACUUUUACCGCAACCAAGUGAUAUACAUCUAUAUCUUCGUAUUCAAUUUUCUUCUAUUCUAUAAUUCUUUGUUUGAGCCAUCACGGGAUUGCAUACUUUUCUUAAACAGGCCAGGAAUUAUCUGCUAAAAUUUUCGAAAGCAGAUGCUGAUUCGAUAUCUUUGAUGUUUUAAAUCUCUCGAAAGCUUCUACUUGAAGAAACUGUUCUUUGUGUUUUUGUUUGUUUUUCCUCCCUCCUGCAUUGGAUGCAUUCCCUACAUCAGUGCCCAGGCGUGGAUCUUCUACAUGAAAUCUUUGUUUACUUCGAUUGAAUCAUUUUUUCUUUCCCGGAAUUGUCACAGGUCUCAUUGUACAAACUGCUCUCUCCAGAUCUUCACCAUCCCCUAUUCCAAGGAAUAUCAAGCAGCCCAGCGCAUUCCCCAGUGAAGCUGCCGAUCCUUCGUGCGGAAGCAAGAGAAAAAUUCCAAGGACUACUCUUCAAGCGUCUGCACCCUCGAAGAAACAGCGUGGGCAAUCGCAGUCGGUUGUCUCUCCAGUUCAAUGUUUUCCGGGUGGCAGGGAGGAAACAACUCACAACCUUCCACUUAGUCGUGUGGUGUCUCCAAACAACCAAAAUACGAACUCUUCCAUGCAAGUAUCGGCUGUUACCAAUGGUUUACUUACGCAGCUGCCUGAUUCUAAUGCCUGCUCAACUUCACCUAAAUCUCACCUGCAAGCGUCGUCUUCUCAGGCUGAUAAUGUGGGUUCAUCGGCCAAUGCUUCACUAACCCAUCUUUCCAAUCCAAGUACUUCCAGACAGUUGACUCCCUCGAAGUGCUCUGUCAUCUCCUCCAAAACCAUUGUUGUCAGCCCUUUCAAAAGUCAAGGUUACAUAACUGUGGAGAAGAGUUUCUGUAUAUCGUCACCGAUGAAAUCAAGUCCACAGAAGGUAUGCAGAAGGGAUCGUGUGAAAGGCAGGCUUGAUUUUGACGACUCGGUCACAUCAACUUGCUCUGGGCUUCCAACGACUGCUGAAACUUGCACUACUUCAUCAGAAGAUGGAAUGAAAGACCUCUUGGAUCUUGAUCUCCCAGAUUUCGACAUCGAUUUCAACUUUGCUGAUCUUCUGGUCAACAUUGAUCUCGAGUGUGAAGAAUUUGCCAAGUCUUGUCAUACAGCCCUCAUGCCGUCAUCUAAUGCCACCUCAGGGUAUUCCUCCACGAGUGGAUUCCUUAUUGCUGUUGGAGAUAUUUUUUAUAAGUUAAUCCUAAAGCUUCAGUCUGCUGUUCAAAACAGAUCGGAAGGUGAAUGUGCAGGUGUGCACGUAGAGAUGGGUCGUGACUUAGCUGGUCCAUUUUCGUCAAGCGUGACUGGUGUGAUUUCUGAGAGAGAUAUUAAUGUCCUCCGAGGUAAAUGCAAGCCCAAAAAGAGCUAGUUCUCUGCUUUCACUGUGAUCAUGUGGUCCACCACUCAACCUCUAUCCUCUUGGUUUACUGCGUGAGCAGGUCAUGAUUCAGUAGCCUCCGUGAGAUCUGUAACGAAGUGUGUCAAAGUAGUGACCCCGGGUGAGUUCUCAGGCUUGCCAGCAAUCUCUCCUCUUCUUCAAUUGCUUCCCUGCUCAGCUGUCUUGAUAUCCAUCUAAGCGAGUAGCUUUGGUCGCAGGCCAAACCAAGGGUAUCAGUUCGUCAUAGCUCCUCGCAUCGGAGCUCAGAGAUUGUAGCUCGCUUGGUUCCAUGCAGCUCAGAGAUUGCAGCUGUUCCACUGGCCAUCUUUUCUGUCCAGUGGGUUUAUCUCACCACAUUCAUCUGGUAUAUGAUCUGUGCUGAGUAGCUUUUACUCAGCGAUCCCCUCCCCCGAAUUAGUUGGAUGUACAUCAUUGAACUACAUACCGGUAUCGUGCAGAUAGUCUGAUCGGAGAAUGUCACUCUCUGGUCCUUUUCAGCCCAUUAACCAAAGUCGGUUCCAAGAUGAAUGGCAUAUCUGGGCCGGCCCACUUCAGAUAAAUAUGCAUAUCUUGUCGGCCCACUCGGCAGUCAACCAAAGAAGUAGCCGGCUAUGA